AUGUCCUUAUAUUCAUUUGCCGAUCAAUUUAAAACAUCUAGCAUAAAUCAAGAGUUGGCAGGAAACAAUGAUGAUUUGAAAGAUAAUUUUAUUACAGGUUUAGAUAGAUUUCGCCAAUUAGCCCCAAGUAUUUCAAUUGCACCAGUUUCUACUCCAGCAGAAUUUUUAAGAGCUCAUACAGAUGAUAGCGUGAAUCCAGAUUGUAAAAUUAAAAUUGCUCACGGUACCACAACUUUAGCGUUUAGAUUUCAAGGGGGUAUUAUUGUUGCAGUAGAUAGUAGAGCCACUGCUGGCCAAUGGAUUGCUUCGCAAACCGUUAAGAAAGUUAUUGAAAUAAAUCCCUUUUUAUUAGGUACGCUAGCAGGUGGUGCUGCCGACUGUCAAUUCUGGGAAACAUGGUUAGGGUCUCAAUGUAGAUUACAUGAGCUAAAAGCCAAAGAACGUAUCAGUGUGGCCGCUGCUUCUAAAAUACUUUCUAACCUAGUAUAUGAUUAUAAGGGUGCAGGUCUAUCAAUGGGUACAAUGAUUUGUGGGUACACAAAAAAGGAGGGUCCAACCAUUUACUACGUUGAUUCAGAUGGAACUAGAUUAAAGGGGGAUUUGUUUUGUGUUGGUAGUGGUCAAACUUUUGCAUAUGGUGUGUUGGAUAGCAAUUAUAAAUGGGACUUAACAGUAGAAGAAGCUUUAUAUUUAGGGAAAAGAUCAAUUUUAGCAGCUGCUCAUAGAGAUGCUUACUCUGGUGGUUCUAUUAAUUUAUACCAUGUUACAGAAGAUGGAUGGGUGUACCAUGGGAAUUAUGAUGUCGGUUCCACGUUUUGGGAAAUUAAGCAAAAAGAACACUCUUUUAACAAUGUGAUUGGUUGA
Messenger RNA from Saccharomycodes ludwigii, 864 nucleotides. RefSeq names its product proteasome core particle subunit beta 5 (gene PRE2). NCBI's taxonomy places the organism in Eukaryota, Fungi, Ascomycota, Saccharomycetes, Saccharomycodales, Saccharomycodaceae. Gene Ontology annotation, molecular function: threonine-type endopeptidase activity. The transcript has a single exon. The record is from RefSeq and is a predicted model, not a curated record. Gene Ontology annotation, cellular component: proteasome core complex. The coding region runs from base 1 to 864 and encodes 287 amino acids.